This is a messenger RNA of Eptesicus fuscus (big brown bat), 657 nucleotides long. RefSeq names its product NADH:ubiquinone oxidoreductase subunit AB1 (gene NDUFAB1). Lineage: Eukaryota; Metazoa; Chordata; Mammalia; Chiroptera; Vespertilionidae. Gene Ontology annotation, cellular component: mitochondrion. The record is from RefSeq and is a predicted model, not a curated record. Gene Ontology annotation, biological process: fatty acid biosynthetic process. The transcript is spliced from 5 exons. Bases 34 to 498 code for a protein of 154 amino acids. Gene Ontology annotation, molecular function: acyl binding; acyl carrier activity.
GCGCAGCGCAGUGCAAGCUGGGUCGGCGUAGCCAUGGCGGCUCGUGUCCUUUCCUCCUGUGUCCGCCGCCUGCCCCCGGCCUUGGCGUCGCUGCCCCGACUUCCGACGCUGGCCGCCGCCCGGCCGCUCAGCACCACGCUGCGCCCCGCGGAGACCCAGUCGAGGCCCAGGGCUCCGGGCUCGGCCCUCGCGCAGGUACCAGGCAGAGGUACACAGCUGUGCCGCCAGUAUAGUGACGCGCCCCCACUGACGCUAGAGGGGAUCAAGGACCGUGUUCUUUAUGUCUUGAAACUCUAUGACAAGAUUGACCCAGAAAAGCUCUCAGUAAAUUCCCAUUUUAUGAAAGACCUGGGCUUAGACAGUUUGGACCAAGUGGAGAUUAUCAUGGCCAUGGAGGACGAAUUUGGUUUUGAAAUUCCUGAUAUAGAUGCGGAGAAAUUGAUGUGUCCACAAGAAAUUGUAGAUUACAUUGCAGAUAAGAAGGAUGUAUAUGAAUAAAGUAUCAGACCCUUUUCUUCACCAAGAAGAGAGAGGCGAGCGUCUGGCCGAGAGAACCAGUUUUGGCAUCAUUGCUGACAUCGAUAGAGCAAUUCUGUUUAAACUUGUAUUUAAAUUGUCUAAGUUUUUGUGCCCUUUGAAAAUAAAUCUAUAAAACAA